AUGACAGGCUUAGUAGCCUUGACAGUACCAUCUGCGACUAAAGUGCUGUUGCUGCUGGAAUUAUUGCCCCUAACAGCCGCCUUUAGCUGGACAUUCCAAUCUGCCCCAACUCAAUGCCAAAACCUUUCUAUCUCUAUCUCUGGUGGAGGAACUCCCCCAUAUAGCGUCCUCAUCAUUCCUUCAGGCUCGACACCGUUUACGAAUGGUACAGAAGUUCGAAAAAUCAUUAGCCAGCAAUUUUCGUCAAAUUCAGUCAGCUUUCAACUAGCUUAUCCAGCGGAGAGUCAGCUAGUUGCGGUGGUUAGUGAUGCGACCGGAUUUGGCACUGGAGGCACUAGUGCUGAGGCCGAAGUUGUCUCUUCAUCCGACAGCAGCUGCAUAGACGCUAGUAAAUCUGUUGUACCCGAUUGGUACUUGAACCUCGACCCGUCUAAUCAGCUUGUUCAAUGCACGGCCACAAGAAUAUGGUGGACUGAAAGCAAUGUUUCAGGAACCCCAUUCUUUUUUGGUGUUAUUCCUGGCGGUGAUUCCUUUGUGAUUCCUGAAAGCAAUGUCAAUACCACAUCCGAUACUGGCACUGGUUUCUCUUGGACACCCAAUGUCCGUGAGGGAACAACUAUGCAUAUUGUCGGUAAUGAUAAUAACGGCAAUGGCACGGGUGGUAGCUCGCGUCUGACGGUCGGCCAAAACCUCCAGAAUGACAAUUCUUGUUUGAACAACAACAGUCCGAGCUCAACGGCUGGAACUCCAGCUGGUGGCUCCUAUCCCACGGACACAAGCGGAGACUCGUCUGGCGGAUCUAGUACCACUAGCAAUACUAAUGUAGGUGCAAUUGUAGGCGGUGUAGUGGGUGGUGUUCUCGGGCUCCUCGCACUUCUCUUGACUUUCUACUUCAUCCGUCGUCGCACCAGGCAAAACCGCAAAAACAACGAAAAACCUGUGGAUCUGCUUCAAUCCGAUGAAGGAGACGAGCGACCUAACGGACCUGGCGAGCCUCCAGAAUACUACCGUCCCGAUCCAUUCAUUGUUCCUGAUCCUACCUACGAUGAGUCUUCAGCCAGCGCGAGUGGAAGACCAUUGAGUGCGAGCGAACGGCCCACAAGUAGAAGCGGCACUCCAGACGUCGCUUCCUCAUCUACCGGCACGAAGAAAACUGGAGCACCACGAGUACUUCGCCCCGUGAAUAUCAUCCAGCAUGACGACGCUGGCCCCAGUGAAGUUGGUGGAAAGAAAGAAGAGGAGCCCGAGACCAUUGAGCUGCCUCCUGCUUACACCAAUAUCAGGAAAUGA
Lentinula edodes (shiitake mushroom) is the source of this 1290-nucleotide messenger RNA. RefSeq lists its product as uncharacterized. NCBI's taxonomy places the organism in Eukaryota, Fungi, Basidiomycota, Agaricomycetes, Agaricales, Omphalotaceae. The record is from RefSeq and is a predicted model, not a curated record. The transcript has 5 exons. Bases 1 to 1290 code for a protein of 429 amino acids.